Coffea eugenioides is the source of this 638-nucleotide messenger RNA. RefSeq lists its product as uncharacterized. The record is from RefSeq and is a predicted model, not a curated record. NCBI's taxonomy places the organism in Eukaryota, Viridiplantae, Streptophyta, Magnoliopsida, Gentianales, Rubiaceae. The transcript has 4 exons. The coding region runs from base 33 to 536 and encodes 167 amino acids.
UUGAUCUUACUCCAUAUGCCUAUAUCCCCUCAAUGGCCAAACCACUGGCUCACUCCUCACUCCACUCUUUUCCCUCAUCAUCUUCUUCAACCUCAUCAUCUUUUUUAUGUCCCAUAACGGUAUGCUCUUCUUUUCCCACUCAAUUGCUGACAAACUCAGAAAUCUCAAUUCUUUCCUCAGUUUCCUCUUGUUCUUCCAAGCUCCAGUUCAUUCCACACCACUCCACUGCUACAACUACAACACUAAAGCAUCCAAUUUUGCUCUUCACUGCCCUUGAUACGCCCCCUGUUGAUACCCAAUCCUUUCUUGCCACUGUUAGUGUCUUGGCUGCCAUUGUUCUCUCCCUAUUUCUUGGCCUCAAGGGGGAUCCUGUUCCUUGUGACAGGUGUGCUGGAAAUGGUGGUACCAAAUGUGUCUUCUGCAAUGAUGGUAAGAUGAAAAUGGAAACAGGGCUGGUUGAUUGCAGGGUCUGCAAGGGUGCAGGUUUGAUACUGUGUAAGAAGUGCGGAGGCUCUGGAUAUGCAAGACGUUUGUAAAGAACUUUAGAACCCCCAGAAUUGCUUUCUCCCCUUGUAAUUGCUAAUAUGGAAGAUAAUGUCAUAUCCCUAAUUCAUUUAUUCAAGACUAUCUUCUUAGCA